Auxenochlorella protothecoides is the source of this 618-nucleotide messenger RNA. RefSeq lists its product as hypothetical. The record is from RefSeq and is a predicted model, not a curated record. Lineage: Eukaryota; Viridiplantae; Chlorophyta; Trebouxiophyceae; Chlorellales; Chlorellaceae. The coding region runs from base 1 to 618 and encodes 205 amino acids. The transcript has a single exon.
AUGCCCCGGAUCGCCAUGUGCAGGCCGCGCGCAUCGUACCAGGAGGAAAGCGGCGCGGACGCCAAGCUUGGAGGUGACCACGCCGCCCAGGCUGGAGGCCACCGCCCCCGUCAGCGACCAGGCAAAGGUGUCCAUGGUGCUGGCGGCAGGCAGGUCCCGGGGCGCCACCAGCACGGGCAUCAGCGCAGUGCGGGCCGGGGUGUAGAAGGCCACGCACGUGAACUGGAGGGAGAGCAGGGCGUAGAGGCGCGGCGUGUGCUCCCGCGAGGUGACGGUCACCAGGGCAGAGACCACGGCGCAGGAGAGCAGGGAGGUGGCGAUCAAGAUGCCCACCCGGUUGAACCUGUGGAGGGUGGGUGGGGAGGUUGGUCGAGGGGGGCUCGGCCGGGGACAAGUGGUCAGGCAGACAGGGUGGAGCUCAUCCCCCGGCAGGCUCGUGCCUGCGGAGGCACCCACUCGCCUGUCGGCCACCAUGCCCGCGAUGGGUGCCAGGACCAGGGACGGAAGGAAGUGCAGCAGCACCACGCCAGCGAGUGCGAGGCCCGAGCCUUGAGAGUAGGAAUUGACGAGGAUCAAGACGGCCACAUAGCUGCAGGAAGGGGCCGGGGCGGGGGCUGA